AUGGCCAAUUCUUCCUUUGUCACUGAGUUCCUGUUGCUGGGUUUCUCCAGCCUUGGGGAACUACAAUUUGUCCUAUUUGUGGUUUUUCUCUCCCUCUAUUUGAUCAUCCUGAGUGGAAACCUGACGAUCAUCUCGGUCAUCCGCCUAGAUUGCAAUCUUCACACCCCCAUGUACUUCUUUCUGUGUGUCCUUUCUGUCUCGGAGACCUUAUACACAAUUGUUAUUCUGCCCAAGAUGCUUAUCAACCUAUUCUCCGUACUCAGGACACUCUCCUUCAUGAGCUGUGCCACCCAAAUGUUCUUUUUCCUUGGUUUUGCCAUCACCAACUGCCUACUCCUGGGAGUGAUGGGUUAUGAUCGCUAUGUUGCCAUCUGCCAGCCUUUGCACUAUCCCAUUCUCAUGAGUUGGAGGGUAUGUGGACAACUGGCAGGUAAUUCUAUUAUUGGUGGCUUUCUGACAUCCCUUGUGGGGACAACUUUGGUGUUUAGUCUCCCUUUCUGUGGCUCCAACAAAAUUGACCACUACUUUUGUGACAUUUCACCUGUCAUUCGUCUUGCCUGUGCUGACACUCACAUUAAUGAACUGAUUAUCUUCAUUGGUGGGGCUCUUGUCCUUCUUGUGCCCUUCAUCUUCAUCUGCAUUUCCUAUGGCUUCAUCGUCCGCACCAUCCUGAAGAUUCCGUCAGCUGAAGGCAAGCGGAAAGCCUUCUCCACCUGUGCAUCUCAUCUCACGGUGGUUAUUGUGCACUACGGAUGUGCUUCUUCUGUCUACCUGCGGCCCUCAGCCAAAUACACGACAGGAAAAGACCGACUGGUGACAGUGACCUAUACCAUCAUCACUCCAUUGUUGAACCCCAUGGUAUACAGUCUCAGGAACAAAGAUGUCCAGAUAGCUAUUCGGAAAAUUAUCGGAAAGACUGGAUUUUUCCCUAAGAGAUUAUAA
This is a messenger RNA of Elephantulus edwardii (Cape elephant shrew), 942 nucleotides long. Its product is annotated as olfactory receptor 10R2-like. Gene Ontology annotation, biological process: G protein-coupled receptor signaling pathway. The transcript has a single exon. Gene Ontology annotation, cellular component: membrane. Gene Ontology annotation, molecular function: G protein-coupled receptor activity; olfactory receptor activity. The record is from RefSeq and is a predicted model, not a curated record. The coding region runs from base 1 to 942 and encodes 313 amino acids. NCBI's taxonomy places the organism in Eukaryota, Metazoa, Chordata, Mammalia, Macroscelidea, Macroscelididae.